AUUGUAAUGUGACAACUUGAUGGUGACAGUGUAAAAUAAGAAAAUAUUUCAAAUAGUCUUCUUCCUAUGUAAGCGUUGUAAUAUGUGAUAAGCAUUGAGAAGAAUUUAUUUCGAGAUUGAAUAAGAAAAAUGGCGGCAGUUAUUUCUGGUACAGUUCUGGCUUCCUUGUUCUUUGACCAUGCCGACGUAAAGGGAGAAAUGGAAGGGCUGCUGUUCGGAAAAGUCACUCAAAGAGUAAAAGAUACUAUUAGUGAUUCUCAAAUCAAUAACUAUAAAGUGGAAACAAAAACAUACAUAAACUCCUAUUACAAAGGUGACGAAACAAAAAAGUUUCAUGAUCGAGCCUGUCGGAUUGAUACACAGUUGAUACAUCAGGUGACACCAGAAGGGUCUCAGGUGAUAGGUUGGUAUAGGUGCAGACACAAUAGUUCACCGUAUCCUUCCAUGAGAGAGCAGUGCAUCCACAACAAUUUCUUAACGAUUUUACCAAUUAAUCAGCAAGCCAACUUUAUUUUCUUACUCAUAACUGGGACAUCAUUUGAGAAUCUGGCAACUCACAACUUUGACUUUGAUGUUUUGAAAUGCAGUAAAAGGGCCAAAGAAUUUGUUCACAUUCCUCUGAUGGUGCUGAAUCUAGGGGACACAACUCACUCUGAAUACAAUUCUGAAUACAAUGCUACAAACUAUGAUGGGUCUGGGAGAAUGACAAAAGUCAUAGAUAAACACAGGCCAGCUUUGUUAAGUAGUGAUAAACAGCCAAAAGAAGUAAAGGAAGUAAUGAGAUUUGCUGAUGAUUUACAGUCCCAGUUAGUGGGACUGACAGACUUAGUGGUAGCCAGUGAGAUGAAACUGCAGUGUGUACAGAAGACAAUUCAGAAAAAACAGAAACUUCUGAAAAAUAAAUUGAAUAGCAGGAGGGAGUCCAAAAUCAUUGAUCAGACAGAAAGGGACAGUGGACCAGGACACACAAGGAUGAAAUAUGAACAUAAAAAGAAAGAUAAAUCAGGAGCACUUCACAUAAUAAGACUGCCCAGUGAUCUAACUCACUUUAGGAAACUCAGUACUAAUGAUGACAGUCAGUCUGAGCAAAGCCCUACUCCUCUCUUCUCCCGUAAAUUAAGCACAGACUAUGAAGUUCCACAUCUUGAUGCUAUUGAAACUCAUUUGCCACAGAGAAACUCGCUUGUGGAUGUGACAGAGGGUGAAAUAAUGGAUUUAAAAACAGAUCAAACUAUACUGACACAACAGACUGAUACACACGAUAGUUUAUUUGAAUCUUGCACUAGUAAGAAUAUAACAGCCAAGUCAACUUUAGAUCCAUUUCAUGAAAUACUGACUUCUGAUCCAUUUAGUUUUGUUGAAGGAUAUAUGGCUCAAGAGAAAUCUGGAAUACAAAUGGCUCAAUCUUCAAAAAAAUGUAAUAAAAUUGAAAUUGAUGCUGAAAAUGAACCCAGGGAAGCACCCAAAUCUACAAGUGCAAUAAAUCCAAAUGAAAGAAGAAGUGGUAGAAACUCUACAAGAAAUAAUCUGGCACAAACUCACAGUGACACAACACCCCAAAGGAUUACAAGAAGUCAAAGGUCAAGGUCUCAAGAGAACAAAGUUACUCAAGAUGAUAAUUUUGGAUUAUCUGGCAAUUGUGGAAUAGAAGCCAAUGGAGAAGUGACUAUGGUAACAAAUGACUCAUCUGAGGAAGGGACAAAUCAAAGAACCAAGGAGGAAGGCUUUGAAAUAUCUUCUUCACCUGUGUAUUAAUGAUUGAAUGUGCUUGUGAUGUAAAAUUGUGAACAGUUCUAGGAAAAUUUAGUUUUGUUUACCAUAAACCAUACUGGAUUUGCUGUAAAUUAAAAGAAUGAUUUUAUAGUAACAAAUUAUAUAAUUUAAAUGAAAGAAUAUGAAAGAA
Messenger RNA from Saccostrea echinata, 1903 nucleotides. RefSeq lists its product as uncharacterized. Gene Ontology annotation, cellular component: nucleus. The transcript has 8 exons. The coding region runs from base 130 to 1755 and encodes 541 amino acids. NCBI's taxonomy places the organism in Eukaryota, Metazoa, Mollusca, Bivalvia, Ostreida, Ostreidae. The record is from RefSeq and is a predicted model, not a curated record. Gene Ontology annotation, biological process: protein K63-linked deubiquitination; mitotic spindle assembly; attachment of spindle microtubules to kinetochore. Gene Ontology annotation, molecular function: microtubule binding; polyubiquitin modification-dependent protein binding.